ACUCAGGUUGGCAGCACCGUGGUGUAAAAAGUCUGCGAACUGAGAGAUUCUCUUAGUCUCGGGGGCUGAUGUCUGUUUAACCAGACUGCCCCUUCGAAUUCUAGAAUAGCAGGAAAUACUUGAAUAUCUACGGUUAAACAUCGACUGAUAUUCAGGAAAGAAAUCGAGGGAGAAGAAGUAGCGAACACAGUUUGGCUCAUAUGUGCGUGUGCUCGGUUUUGCGAUGUCUGGAUCUUACUGCAAAAGUUUAUACGCCUUCAGUGGAGAUCAACACCAACAGGGAUUGAGGUUCGAAGCUGGGGAAAUAAUUAAAGUAAUACAAGCAUCGGCUGGCGGUUGGUGGGAAGGAGAGAAGGAUGGAAAACGAGGAUGGUUUCCUGCAAGUUACGUUCAGGUUUUAGAGAGACAGGCAUCCUCAAGCCCCCUGCCAGGUGAUGAGCUGGGCAGAAACCCUCUCCCGCCAGGCUGGAAGAGCUACAUGUCACCCCAGGGGCGUAGGUACUACGUCAACACUGCAAACAACGAAACAACAUGGGAACGGCCAUCCAGUGCUCCUGGGACACCAAAGACCCCACUGAGGCAAAAGAACUCCACGCCCACAGUGAAUGGAUUCCACAGCUCUGGAAGCCCCCCGCACCAUCUGGACCUGUCCCACGUGCGGAAGGCCAGCACUGACCAACAGGAAUCUCUGGAAAUCCAGCCGUCCAGCAGCGGUUUCCCUCUGAUGAGCCCUGGCUCCACUUCACCCACCAGGAAACAGAACAAGGAGACCACAAUUACCAUCAACUGCGUCACAUUCCCCUUGCCCAUGAACAUGCCUGAACAGCAGCUGUUGAAACCCAAUGAGUGGAGCUACUGUGAUUAUUUCUGGGCAGACAAAAAGGACCCCCAGGGAAAUGCCUCUGUGCCUGGCUUUGAGGUCUUGCUUCAGAAACAGCUGAAGGGUAAACAAAUGCAGAAAGAAAUGGCAGAGUUCAUCCGAGAAAGAAUAAAAAUUGAAGAGGAAUAUGCAAAGAAUCUUUCAAAGCUCUCACAGAUCCCCUUGGCUGCACAAGAAGAAGGCACACUGGGGGAGGCCUGGGCCCAGCUGAAGAAAAGCCUGGCUGAUGAGGCUGAGGUCCACCUGAAAUUCUCAUCUAAGCUCCAAAGUGAGGUAGAGAAACCCCUCCUAACAUUUCGGGACAAUUUUAAAAAGGACAUGAAGAAGUUUGAUCACCAUAUCACUGACCUCAGGAAACAGCUGGCUAGUCGAUAUGCAGCAGUGGAGAAGGCACGCAAAGCCCUAGCAGACAGGCAGAAAGACCUGGAGAUAAAAACUCAGCAGCUGGAGAUCAAACUCAGCAACAAGACAGAGGAGGACAUAAAGAAGGCCCGACGGAAAUCCACACAAGCAGGGGAUGACCUAAUGCGUUGUGUUGAUCUUUACAAUCAGUCCCAGUCCAAAUGGUUUGAAGAGAUGGUGACUUCAAGUCUGGAACUGGAGAGGUUGGAAGUAGAACGUGUGGAGAUGAUCCGACAGCACCUGUGCCAGUACACAACGCUACGGCAUGAAACUGACAUGUUCAACCAAAGUACAGUGGAGCCAGUGGACCAGCUGCUUCAGAAUGUGGACCCAGCCAAAGACAGAGAGCUGUGGGUGAAAGAACACAAGACUGGGGAAAUUCGGCCUGUGGACAUGGAGAUCUAAAGGGGAUAACACCUGGAGCCACACUCCCCCUCCUAGGGCUGCCCUCACCAAGAGGCAGUGGGGUACAGCUUAACGUCAGGAGCCCCUGAUCCCUCAUCUCACAGGAACAUUCCAGACUCAGAGCGUGAGACUGUUAACAUCAACACUCCCAAGUACUGGCCAGCUUCAUCUGUGCAGCACAGCUGGGAUAAUGUCACCUUAACAGGACUGAAAAAAACACAAAUGCAUUUUCAAAAUAUGUCAGGUAAAUUAAACAAUUAACUAUAAGACUACAAAUAAGCAGAUGCUCAAAGAACAGGGGGUGCAAGGCAGUAGUCAAGAGCUUAUUAGUGACAGAUUGGAAAGUUAGACAUUUCAAAUAUGCUUUUGUAUUAUUUACACAUUACUGGACUUACAUUAAGACUUUUCACUCAUGGCCACAAUUAAUUAAUACCUCAUUUGGGCCUGGAUCACACAAUAAGAAAGGGUCAGUUGGAAUAAAAGACAGUUGUCUUUUAUUUUGAGUGGAGUCUUUUACGUAAUCAGAUAUUGGUAUGGAGGGAUGAAGGGAACUGAAGGAAGACUAAUUUUUUUUGAUUCUUUGUGUUUUAAAUGAAGGUGUGAUCUAAAAUUUUGUUCCAUUGCUGAAACAGAGCACAUCACAGCACAGCACAACAGCACAGCAGAAAUUACUCACAGACACAACUUCCCUUAAUAAUAACCUAUUUGAUCCUAUUCAGCUGGGAUAUGGGAUAUACAUGUGACUAUUAUUAUCCCAGUAAGCUCUUUCUGAUUUGAUACCUAUUGACCCUCUCACAUUUAAUGUCUUAUAUGUUCUUAAUAUCUUGCUGAAACCUCUUCAUCAGAGUCAUCCUUAAUAAGCCCUUAGUUGAUGUCUUAUGUGUUUACCCAGGGUAUAGCUGUGGCCACAUUUCAUUGAACUUUUCUUGACAAAAAUAAGAUUGCUUGCAGAUGCACAAAAGAUUUAAAUUGGUUCUAAUAACUUGGUUUACAAUGUUACAAUGUCAGCCAUAGGGGAAUAUUUAAUAUUUCAGUUU
Megalops cyprinoides (Indo-Pacific tarpon) is the source of this 2724-nucleotide messenger RNA. It is a transcript of the gene gas7b, whose product is annotated as growth arrest-specific 7b. Gene Ontology annotation, molecular function: actin filament binding. Gene Ontology annotation, cellular component: plasma membrane; cytoplasm; actin filament. The record is from RefSeq and is a predicted model, not a curated record. The coding region runs from base 224 to 1687 and encodes 487 amino acids. Gene Ontology annotation, biological process: neuron projection morphogenesis; actin filament polymerization. Lineage: Eukaryota; Metazoa; Chordata; Actinopteri; Elopiformes; Megalopidae. The transcript has 15 exons.